UCAAAAAAAUAUUAAUAAACCACACAUUCCCCAAGAAUGUUGAUCUAGGCGCGGACUGUGCCUCCGAGUAUUUAAAAGUGUUUUAAAUAGCUAUUAAAUUUGACAAUACAUAGCGUAUAAAGCAACUGUCAAGAUGACGACAAUGCAGCCGAGUAAAUACACGGGCCUGGUGGCCGAUCUGAUGCCCAACAUCCGGGCGAUGAAAUAUUCCGGCCUGUUCAUGCAUAAUUUCACCGGAGGAAGCGCCUUCAUGAAGAAGAUCUACUCGUCCGUGCACUUGUUCCUCAUUGUCCUACAGUUUGGCUUCAUUCUGGUCAACAUGGCGCUGAAUGCCGAGGAGGUGAACGAGCUAUCUGGAAAUACCAUAACCACACUCUUCUUCACGCACUGCAUCACCAAAUUCAUUUAUCUGGCUGUGAGUCAGAAGGGCUUUUAUAGAACCCUGAACAUUUGGAAUCAAGUAAACACACAUCCUUUGUUCGCGGAGUCUGAUGCUCGUUACCAUUCGAUUGCGUUGGCCAAAAUGCGUAAGCUCUUCUUUCUGGUAAUGCUGACGACUUUUGCUUCAGCCACAGCCUGGACAACCAUUACCUUCUUUGGUGAUAGCGUAAAGUUUGCGGUCGAUAAGGAAACGAAUUCCAGCAUUACGGUUGAAAUACCACGUCUACCCAUCAAGUCCUUCUAUCCGUGGGAUGCCGGCAAGGGCAUGUUCUAUAUGAUCAGCUUCGCCUUUCAAGUCUAUUACCUGCUCUUCUCCAUGGUGCACUCGAACCUGUGCGAUGUCAUGUUCUGCUCCUGGCUAAUCUUCGCCUGCGAACAGCUCCAGCAUCUCAAGGGCAUCAUGAAGCCGCUAAUGGAGCUGUCUGCCUCGCUGGACACCUAUCGACCCAACUCGGCCGCCUUGUUCCGCUCACUGUCGGCCAAUUCCAAAUCAGAGCUCAUACACAAUGAGGAGAAAGAUCCUGGCACUGACAUGGACAUGUCCGGCGUCUACAGCACUAAAGCGGACUGGGGCGCACAGUUUCGAGCACCAUCCACGCUGCAGUCCUUCAACGGUGGCACUAAUGGUGGUGGCGGCUUCGGUAACGGCGUCAAUGGCGCUAAUCCCAACGGGUUGACCAAAAAACAGGAAAUGAUGGUGCGCAGUGCCAUCAAGUAUUGGGUCGAGAGGCACAAGCAUGUGGUGCGGCUGGUAGCCGCCAUUGGCGACACCUAUGGAGCCGCCCUCCUACUCCACAUGUUGACAUCGACCAUCAAGCUGACCCUUCUGGCCUAUCAGGCAACAAAAAUCAAUGGCGUCAAUGUUUAUGCAUUUACGGUCAUUGGCUAUUUGGGCUAUGCGCUGGCUCAGGUGUUCCAUUUCUGCAUCUUUGGCAAUCGUCUGAUCGAGGAGAGCUCAUCAGUCAUGGAGGCGGCUUACUCCUGCCAUUGGUACGAUGGCUCCGAGGAGGCCAAAACUUUUGUGCAGAUCGUGUGUCAACAGUGCCAGAAAGCCAUGACCAUAUCGGGUGCAAAAUUCUUCACCGUUUCACUGGAUUUGUUUGCCUCGGUGCUGGGAGCUGUUGUCACUUACUUCAUGGUGUUGGUGCAACUCAAGUGAGCAGUCUACAACAACAACAAUACUCACAACAACAACAUGCUUACAAAUAUAUUGUAUGCCACCAACAAGGACGUUGGCGAUGGCGAGAAGAAGGACGUGGAGUUUCGGCACCUUGGCUUGGCUAACUUGGCAAAUGAAUUUGAUGAAUUGUUGUGCUUGUUCUACAAAUUGUGUCAAAGUUUUUUCUUAGCUCUAUAAUUCCCCAAUCCCUACCUCCACCCCGCCCCUCUCCCACACACAGUGCUAAAGAAAUACGUGCAUGUACCAUCAGAUGCCACAUCGCCUUAAAUCAACUCUUAUUCAAAAACUUCGUAUACCAAGUAGCUUUAAAGGCAUCUCUAGCUGACGAGCUGGUCGAAUAAACAGUAGCGAAUAAUUAUUUAGCUGCUUUGUGGUAACUCAUAUGAUGGCGUCGUAUUUUGAAAAAUGUUAAGCUACCAACC
Messenger RNA from Scaptodrosophila lebanonensis, 2043 nucleotides. It is a transcript of the gene Orco, whose product is annotated as odorant receptor coreceptor. Gene Ontology annotation, biological process: sensory perception of smell; detection of chemical stimulus involved in sensory perception of smell. The transcript is spliced from 8 exons. Lineage: Eukaryota; Metazoa; Arthropoda; Insecta; Diptera; Drosophilidae. The coding region runs from base 134 to 1600 and encodes 488 amino acids. Gene Ontology annotation, molecular function: olfactory receptor activity; odorant binding. The record is from RefSeq and is a predicted model, not a curated record. Gene Ontology annotation, cellular component: plasma membrane.